GCUCAUGGGAGGCGGUUCCAGACUUUAACUGGACCGUGAGACUUUUCGAGAAGACAUCGAAGUUUUUCCAAAGCUGACAAACCCCAAAAUUGAGUGGUAUUAUUAUCUUAUGUGGCGUUUUCUUGUGACAAGUUACACAACCAGUAUUUAAGCUGUGACUAGCCGGUAUGCCAAACGUGAAGAAAAUGAGAUUCGGCCCUGAUUGUGCCUCAAAGUAAGUCUACGUCUGAUUGGGCGUUUGUUAGGAAGUUCAGAGUGUAAGGGAACAUCCCAUUGGUAGAGUAUAGCCACUCCAUGUGUUCCAGUCUUGCUUAUUGUAAACUUAGACAAUGAAACCGUAAACUUCGUGGUUCAUUGUCAACAUUGUUUUACUCUUCAAGACUCUUCAGAACUCAGCGCGUUCGUCCUCGAACGUAGUCGUGAGUCCAUGUUUGGGGGCAGCCCGACACAUUUAAUUCAAUGGAGCUUGAGGGCCAAUGGUGGAAAGGACAACUUGCAGGAGACAUACACCAGGCUCUCCGCCUCAAGGAGCUCAAGCUGCCUGUUUACAAAGGUCAGUCUCCACAACUCAACUUGAGGCGCUAUUUUGCUGACCUCAUAGCAGUAGUGAGCAAUCGCUUCAAGCUGUGCCCAGCAGCCAGGCACCUUGCAGUUUACCUGUUGGAUCUCUUCAUGGACCGCUAUGACAUCUCUGUGCAGCAGCUUCACAUCGUCGCCCUAUCCUGUUUACUCUUGGCUAGCAAGUUUGAGGAGCGAGAAGACAGAGUCCCCAAGCUACAAACACUGAACAGCCUAGGUUGCAUGAGCUCCAUGAGCCUGGUCCUGAGCAGGCAGGGACUCUUACAUAUGGAACUUCUGCUCCUGGAGAGCUUCCAGUGGAACCUGUACCUCCCCACAGCUGCCCACUUCAUUGAGUAUUAUUUGUCAAUAGCAGUCCAUGAAGGGGACCUGCAUGAUGGCUGGCCCAUGGUCUGCCUGGAGAAGACGGUUCUUUACAUGAGCAAGUAUGCAGACUAUUUCCUAGAGGUCUCAUUACAGGACCACCUUUUCCUAAGCUUUGCGCCGUCUUUGGUGGCGGCUGCUUGCGUGGCAGCCUCUCGCAUCGUCCUGCACCUGUCCCCAACGUGGCCCAGCCGUCUCCACCACCUCACCCUGUACCCAUGGGAACACUUGGUGCCCUGUGUUGAGAGGUUACUUGUUGCUCACGACGGUGACCUGAAAGAGGCGAACAAGCAAAAGUGCCAGCACUCGACGUCCCAGGCCUCCCAGGUGGUGUUCCAGACACAGCCCCAGAGCACCGCUCAGUACCUCCAGAGGUCCGCGCUGCAGUACACCCAGCCAAACCAUUCGCAGCCUGGGCUCUCCCAGGCCCAUGGGCCAUCCCCCUACCUGACUCACGCCACCACGCUGCAAUCCAGCGGCACCCUGGGACAGGGGCAGACCAUCUCCGCUCCACUGGACCCAAAGGGGAACCUGCCCUCCCGGGGCUAUCAGUUGAACGCACUGUAUACCUGUGCCACCCCCCAGUUUGAGAGGUGAUUGUGGCCAUGACAGGUGUGGACAUGAUUAAGUCAAGGUUACAAAGCUACCCCCACCACCAUCUUACCUCUGACUGGAAGGAUUAACUGAUUAAUUUCAGCUGCUAAGCAAUGUUCUUUUAAAAAAAAAAAAAAUGACAGAAGGCAGAAACAGAAGGCAACUGGUAAAGAAGUGUUUUUUCAGCAUUACAUUUGGUGCUGUACAAAGUCAGGGCAUGCAAAUGUGCAUAGGUGCAAUAGUAACUGUUUAUUUUUUGCCUUUAAUCCACUGAUUGUUUUUGUGGGGUUUUGUUUACCUCUCUUCCAGGAAAUCAUGUGAUUAUGUUAAAGUGUAUUUUUCAAUGCAGACUUCACGAGAAACAUAGGUGUAAAGCCAUUUUUACAAGUAGGUCUAGUUGUUUUUUUGUGCGCUGCUACCUCAGAAGCAUUGAAUGUAGACUGUUGUCCUGUGAACCAAACCAAGUGCACUUUGAUUCAUUAUGUUUUUAAUAAAAACACGGCAGGGUGACUAUGAACAGCUCA
This is a messenger RNA of Alosa alosa (allis shad), 2060 nucleotides long. RefSeq names its product cyclin J (gene ccnj). Gene Ontology annotation, cellular component: cyclin-dependent protein kinase holoenzyme complex; cytoplasm; nucleus. The coding region runs from base 460 to 1539 and encodes 359 amino acids. Gene Ontology annotation, molecular function: cyclin-dependent protein serine/threonine kinase regulator activity. Gene Ontology annotation, biological process: mitotic cell cycle phase transition; regulation of cyclin-dependent protein serine/threonine kinase activity. The transcript is spliced from 6 exons. The record is from RefSeq and is a predicted model, not a curated record. NCBI's taxonomy places the organism in Eukaryota, Metazoa, Chordata, Actinopteri, Clupeiformes, Clupeidae.